GGCUCGGCCGCCGAGAGAAAGGCGAACGGGAGAAGGUGGAGAGAAGCUGUAGAGGGACGCCACGGCACCGCGAGCACACCGGCGAAGCAACGGCUACGGCGCUUCUUUGCACAGGACGAUAACGUCAAGAGCACAGGACACUCCUGGGGAGCCCCCGCUAGCUGGAGAAGAGGAGGUGGAAGGAAGGGGAGGGGGCAGUUACUCUGAAACUACCGUCAGGAUUACAGAGAGCCACCGUCACAGCAGCUUUCACCCAGAAGUUGACCUACAGAAGACGUCAUGCUGAAGUCUUGAGCUGAGGGAGACUUCAUCCUCAACCUGUCACUCGUCUCUUGUUUGUUAUUCCACACCGGGUCCACUCUCCAUCAGUCACCGAGUACCAACACCAACAACCACCGCCUCCACCUUUUCCCCUACCCCCCCUGCCCAGCCUGCCGUCACCAUGACGUCGGAGCUGGAGAGCAGCCUGACCUCCAUGGAUUGGCUUCCACAGCUGACCAUGCAGGCGGCCAUUCGCAAGGCGGACGCCCAGAAUGCCCACGGGCCAGGCAUGGGCAAGAAGAGUACCCUACUGGAUCCUAACACCACGUUGGACCAGGAGGAGGUGCAGCAGCACAAGGACGGCAAGCCGCCCUACAGCUACGCCAGCCUCAUCACGUUUGCCAUCAACAGCUCGCCAAAGAAGAAGAUGACACUGAGCGAGAUCUACCAGUGGAUCUGUGAUAACUUUCCCUACUACAGGGAGGCGGGCAGCGGCUGGAAGAACUCAAUAAGGCACAAUCUGUCAUUGAACAAGUGUUUUCUCAAAGUGCCUCGCUCCAAAGAUGACCCAGGAAAGGGCUCUUACUGGGCCAUUGACACCAACCCAAAGGAGGAUGCCUUGCCCACGCGGCCAAAGAAGAGGCCGCGGUCUGGAGAGCGGGCUUCCACGCCGUACAGCCUGGAGUCGGAGUCUUUGGGGAUGGAGUGUAUGAUCUCUGGAAGUGCCUCUCCAACACUGGCAAUCAACACUGUGACUAACAAGGUGGCGUUGUACAACACAGACCAGGAAGGGAGCGAUAGUCCAAGAAGCAGCCUUAACAACAGCCUGUCUGAUCAGAGUCUGGCCUCCGUCAAUCUCAACAGUGUGGGCAGUGUGCACAGCUAUACACCGGUGACCAGUCACCCAGAGCCCGUGUCCCAGUCUAUGAGCCUCCAGCAGCCCCCACAGUCCCAGUACAACAUGCCAGACAGGGACAAGCAGCUCCUGUUUUCUGAAUUUGAAGAUCUCAGUGCCUCCUUCCGCAGCCUUUACAAGUCUGUUUUUGAGCAGUCCUUCAGCCAACAAGGUCUGAUGGGCAUACCGUCAGAUUCCUCCCAGCAGACCCACACCUCCUGCUCCUAUCAGCACUCCCCCAGUGGCACCAUUAGCACUCAGAACAGCCUGUCAAACAACCAACCCAACAACCACCCCAACAGCCACUCCGCCAACAGUGGCCAGGUGCCCCUGUCCCAUCCUGCCCAAGCCCACCCUGGCCAUGGCUCGCCGCACGCACAGCACCUCCCGCAGCACGGCGGCCCCCACAAUCAACACAACCAACACAACCAACACAGCCAACACGCCCAGCACAGCCAACACAGUCAGCACCCACAGCACCCCCAGCACGCUGCGCACUCCCAGCACGGGCAGCACCCAUCGCAGCACCCGUCCCACGGCCAGCACCCACAGCAACACACGCCACACCCCUCCCAACACACGCAGCACAGCCAGCACCCUUCUCAACACGGACAGCAGCACCAGAGCCUCUCCCACCAGCCCCAUCCUACCCAGCAACAGAUGGCCUGCAACACAGGUUUACUGUCUGACUGGUACCCAAAUCUGGAUGCACUGAAAGAAAGCUGUCGUAUUGCUAGCAGCUAUAACUGGGCUGAUGUCGACCUUUCACCUUUCCAAGGAUUGAGGGAGAGUAUGAGACAAGCGGAGUUGAACAACUGGUCCCUGGAGCCCACCCAGAUCGCCGACCUCUGCUCGUCCAUCAAUCAGUUUUUUGCCCGCACCGGUGUAAUCCAGCCACAAGGGGCAGUGCAGCCUCCUGUUUGUCAUGGCUCCAUGCACCCCAACAAACCCAGCCAGCACCUCAACACAGGAAAUCUCUACAUGGACACCAGACAGAGUAUGUCCAUGAUGGGUCCUCCAGGAUAUCCCCACAUGCCCCCCAUGAGCAGCACAGGACCCACAAUGACAGGACACCAUGCACAGAUGAACCAGCAGCACAUGAUACCUACCAGAAACUUCCAGAUACAUCGCAUGCCAGCUGAUGACAUCCAGGAUGACUUUGAUUGGGACUCCAUUGUCUAAGCCCCUAGACCUCCUUUUGCAAAACAAAAGGGAGCGAGGAGAGGAGGUGGAAGCCAGAGGAAGCCAGGCUGAGCUGAAAGGCCGCAGGAGGAGGAGGAGGAGGAAGCCACUGUGGGUGGGAUGCAGAAGAACAUUUGACAAGCUUUGGAGAAAGACAGACUUCAGAGUCCUGACAUUUUUACAAAAGCAAAACAUAACUAGAAAAUGUUACUUUGAAGACAAUCAUAUUUAGUCGGACAUGUUAAAGUGAUUGCUUAUGUGCUUGUCUAGAGACAAGUAGAACACAUUCACGUCUAAACCACAUGCUCCUCAGCUCCUCAGCCAGCCCUCUCCCCGUCCCUAGCCAGCAGCCUUCCAAAGUCUGAACCCCUCUCCCCCCCCCGACCCCCUGCUCCGUAACUGUUAUGUGAUUUGAGCGACGUGUUCAGCUUGUAAUUCUUCUCGUGUUGACAUUGGCCUCAGCUGCCUCUUGGAUGAGUUUAUCUCUCUUUUUUUUAAAAAAAAAAAAGAUUUUGUUUUAUUUCAUUUUUUUGUUUUUAAGAAACACAGGCCGUCUCUGUGAGUAAUGUGAUGGUGCUCGUUGGUCACUUUUGGGAGAAAGUGGGCCCCACUGUGGCUGAAUUGGUGGCAAAGUUAGGUUUACAAUAACUCUGAACAGGGUGUUAAAUGUUUAAGCAGGCUUGAUAUUAAACAAACCAAGAGAGAACGUGAGACAGAGAGAGAUCACAGAAAGUACCGUGAUCUGUUUUCAUAGCCAACCAGUGCGAUCAGGCUCACUGCAACAGACUAGUAAUGGGAGUACAGCAGCCUUUUUUUUUUUUUUUUUUUUCCCUUAAUUUUUCUGUCUCAAGCACUUCAAAGAUGAGUGAGUAUGGUGAGUGUGAGAAGAAGGUGAAAGCAGGAAGGUCAGAAAUGUUUUGUCUUUUUUAAAUUUAUUAAACCCAAAGUAACCUGAGGUUUCAGGUCUCUGUGUGCAUCAUGUAGGUUAAUAAUUGCUUUAACAAUCAGAAGCGUUAUCAAUACUAAACAAAUUCACAUCUUCAAGACAGUUUUAAUGGUGAGGUUCAUCAGUUUUAGGUGAGUCACCUAUUGAUCAUUAAACAAGCCUCCAUCAUUCAGAGACAAUGGAAUAAUUUGCAUUAAAAUCUGAUAUACUGGUGAGGCCAGUAUCACGGGAUUAUCACCAAUCUAUCUAUAUUAGCAUGUAUAUGUCAGCUAAUAAGAAACAAUAAAUAGCAGCCGAGAAAUGUCAAAGAUUUGUGAGAAGAUAGAAACAGUUUCUAUUACACAGUAAGCUGAUAUUCAAACUGUUCAUGGUUUCGCUCAGCAUGCGUCAAGUCACAAUUUCAGAUUCCUUUUAUUGUCAUUUUUAUGAGGAAACAUAAAAACGAAAUACUGUUUCACGUCUAAAACCGGCAAAAGUAAAAGUUCUCAGUAAAUCUAAAAUGGAAGCUAUUAAAAGGGCCAAUAAAGUGGCAAUUUUAGUGAAACUUAAAGCUGGGGUAGGCAGUUUUCAGGAAAAGGGAAAAAAUACACCAUCCUCCUGCAGCUCUCCCUUCUUUGUCCUAAGCCCCGCCCAUCUGACAAGCUCGGGCAUAUGCCUACGCGUCAUACGAAUAGAAGUCUUUCAUUUCAAUCAACCCAAUCGUGAUUGUGGUAUAGAGUCCGUUAUACAGCAGCAAUUCUAUGAGAAUUACUCUGUUUUCUUUGCGAACUUAAAGCCCUUUAAGAAGACACACUGUGAUCAAGGCUCUCGCUCACAUGAGCCGUGAGCCUUUAGCUUUCAUUGGCAGAAGGCUAAACUAUUAAAAACUGAAACGCUUCACCGAUUUACACGUGUUUCAUUUAAUUCACCAUCAGACUCUCUUUUUCAAUUACCUGUAUGUAACUUCCUUUUUUGGGUUGCUUCGCAGUUGUUGCCUAGAGUAGCAACUUUGUCUGUGGGAUUCUCAACUACUAAAUCAGGCUUGCAUGCGUGCGUGCAUUUUUGUAACAUUCAAUCUGAAUGCCGUCUCUCUCUGAUAUGACCUGUGAUUGGCCAACGUCUUCUGUUAUGUGCUAUAUAGUCUAAAGCCUGAAAACAGAGCCAAGAGGAGAUGCAGAAGUCUAAUGUUCUUUCAGACCACGUAAAUCACAAUAUGCUCAAAGUUUAUUAUGGGAUUUUUGCCCAGUGAUGCCAAAAUAAAACUGCCUACCUCAGCUUUAAAUGUCAAAAAACAAAUAUUGGCCGAUAUAUCACCAUCUGAUCUUUUUAAACUUUCAAAUAUGAGUAUUUUUACGUCCCUUAACAAUCAAGAAUUUGAUAGGCUUCCGUUUGCAAGCAACUUUUUGUUUAAAUAUAUCAAAAUCAAAUCGGCAAGGUUUGGUUUUAUUAAAGGUAUAGUCGGACAUUUUGGAAGUUAGGUGAGAAGAUUGUGCUGUAUGGUAAAUAUGAAGCCACACUGUAAACAGUCUGUAGGUUCCAGAACUCAAAAACUAGCUCUUCUAAAGCUCACUGAUUAACACGUUAAAUUUUAUUCGUUUUAUCUGUACAGAAACUGAAGUGUAAAACCGACAAUUCGUGGUUUUGUGCUGGGCUAUUUCUUGGCUGGUUUCGGUGACUAACUGGAGAUAUAAUGUGUGAAUUACUGAGCUUUGUAGGAACUAUGAGGCUGAUUUUGUUUCUGUUGGACAGAGGCAGGCUAGCUGUUUCCCCCUGUUUCCAGUCUUUGUGCUAAGCUAAGCUAACUGUCAGCUAAAGGUGGUUUCUUAUUUACCACACAGACAUGAGUGGUAUUGACCUUCUCUUCUAACUCGACGCAAGAAAGGAGGUAUAAGCGUAUUCCCAAACAUGCCAAACUAUUCCUUUAAACUAUUUCACUUUAAAUUGUAUGCAGACUAUGUUCUAAUCAUUUAUACAAGUGAUAAUAAAACGCGAAGAGCCUGAAUGCAGUUUUCAGAUUGAUGCUUUCAAGCCUCACUGACAUGAAACAUUGCUAGUAGAUGAAUAAAAUGUAUUGAAAAUUAAAAAACUAAUGUUCAAACUACAUGUCCUAAUACUCCGACUGAUUAAUGAUCAAUAGGUUAAUCAUCAGACGAUGUUUCCGUUUGAAGAGGACAAAAAAAACCCCAGAGUUUUACUCUACAUUUCUUUGGUUUGUAGAAUAACCUACAUUCAGAUUCACGCCUUUUUUCCGCCUGUCGUACAUCAAAGUGAGUUGUCGAUGCUACACUCAGUGUUUAUUGUCUUUUCUGACAUUUAAAUUAGGGAGACAUGAUUUUUUUUUUUUUUUUUUUUAACUGCCCAAUGUUUUGUUGUGAGAGUUCGAUAGCGUCAGAUUUUGCUAUUAUACAAUCAUAACAGAAUGAGAAAUGUGACUCAUACAAUGUGUGUGUGUGUGUGUGUUGAACAUAUGGUGUGUGUGCGUGUGUGUUUUGGUUUUAUUGUAAUUUUAGGGCUAUGAUUGAUUGCUGCAAUCAUCUCUAUGCUAUCUAUGAGCACAAAAGCGGAUGCACACAGUGAUUAAAGACUAGAUUUUUUUUUUUUUUUUGUGGGAAGGGUUUCUCAAGCACAGAACAGGGAGAUCAGCGGUUCUGGAAACCUGUCCUCUGUGUCCUGUAACAAGUGGCUCCUCAGUCAGACAGGUGCUGAACUUUAGAGACACUAUGUUAACAAAAAAAAGCCCUUUGCACACUUUCACUUUCUGUUGAUCUUAACUGUUUUUAAGAUGCAAAGCACCUCCUGGAUCUCUGAGUCGCUCGCACUCAUUCGUUCAUUGAUUCAUUCACUCACUGUCAGACAGGCUGAGUUGUGAGCCGUCGUCCACAGUUGACAAUUAAUAGGAUUAUUUCUCCUCUCUUUGAUGCUGCGGGACUGUGUGUGGUGCUUUGCAUCUGUAACACUGUGUGUCCUUGUCUAAAGGUAGAGUUCAACAUUUUGGGAAAUAUGCUUUUUGCUUUCUUGCCAAAGGUUAGAUGAGAAGAUGACUGUACAGUAAAUAUGAAGCAAAGAAAGAGUUAACAUAAAGACUAGAAACGGGGAAACAGCUAGCAUGGCUCUGUUAAUGGGUAACACAAUCUGCCUGUAAACACCUCUAAUGCUCACAAAUUAACAUGUUGUAUCUUAUUUAUCCUUACAAAAAAGCUAAAAAAAUGUCAGUUUAUUUUCAGAGUCACGAAAUUCUUAGAAAAUUUAUGAAAGUAGGGAAACUGUUUUCCAGGCCUGGAGCAGUGUGUUUUACAUUGUGUUCACACCGGGCGCAAAUAAAACAACUUGUGUGAGUGAGUUACAUGUAAAGUCAAUGUAAAGACGCGAUUAGACAUGAACUCCCGCUGGGCAGUGCGUUGGAAGUGACACGAAAUACACAAAUUAAUUGCCAUGAAUGAAGUGAGUAGCGCGACUUUGUGUCAUACGCUUGAGCGACCAAUUCACACUGUGAUAGCCAAUCAGCACUGAGAUCCUCUGGGAACGACUGACGCAAUAGACGGACCGGCAGAGGUUCACUCAUCAGUUCAGCGAUUUCACACACGUAUGAAACAAGUCAACACAAAAUAUUCUUAAAUUCUAGUGUUCAAACUCACAUGAGUAACGCGACACGAAAAUUUGCAUCGUCUGGUGUGAACACAACAGUAGAAAAGUUGUAAAUGUACAUAGUUUUGGCUGUUGUUUCAAUUGUGACUGUAAAAUUCCCAAAACAUGUCUAACGUUAAAGAAAAUAUGUUCCUUGUAUUACAGUAGUGUGACCGUUGAAACAUCACUAGUAUUACAAAAAAUCACGUGAUACACAUAGGUAUCGCAUCAUUGCCAGUGACUGUAUAUAAAGACGGACAAUGAGUCUCCACUUUCUCCCACUUUACAAAAAUGAAGCCAAAAUAUAUAAAUACGCAUGCUGCCAUCUUGUGCUCGUCAUGUUAUUUGGAGCCAGAGUCUGUGCAGUAGCGAUCUCUUGUCUCUUUGGUAUCGUAGUCGAUCUCGAUCUCUUUGGAGACAUAGUGUCCCAUCUGACCAAUUGCAAACAGCACAUUGAUUGCAAGCUGCCAUAUGGCCUGUACGUUUUGUUGGGAAGAAUCAUGCUGUCACAUCAGGAGAGAAACAAAAAAAUGCUAAAAAGACAAAAUGCAGUAAGGCUGUUGUGUUGCGGGUAGUCUCGCUCACCGGUCUGGCUGGGCCGACUCUCACUUGUAUUUCUUUCAACCAAUCACAAUCGUUCUGGGCGGUGCCACAGCAACGGUGUGCUUGCAAAAAUAUUGCCGGGGGGAAACAGGUUUUGGCGUAACACGCCCACAAAAAUAUUGCCUACAGGACGCGAACCAUGGCAGAAAAAUGGCUACAUACCCACAAGAUCAAACACUGCAAAAGUUAGUAAAGGACGUGUUGAAAACAGUUGAAAACUGCUACACAACCGGAGGUGGUAGGGCGGGACUUCAGCGGGUGGCUCGUUCCGCCCAAUGAGAGGCUGAUCUAUGCAGCGAACUUCCGCCCACUCAGACUAUGUUGCGGGUUAACUGAGAUUUGUGGCUCAUAAGAUUCGUGAAUACUCACUGUCAGUGUGGUAAUUCUCUAACUGAUGCUGGUGACAGACAGUUACUACUGAUGGUUAGCUAACGUUAGCUUGAGUGUGCCGCUGCUGCAGUAAUGUCACAGUCAUACAGUACAGCAGAAUCAGACUCAGUCAUUUCCAACUCCACCUCAGUCCAGAUGAACCAGUUUGCUAUUAACAGGUUGGUUAUUUAUAGACAACACUUAGCCUAAUGAUACCUGGUGAUUCAAUCAAAUAUGUAUGGAUGUCAGGCAAACGCCUGGGAAGUGCUUGUUCAAUAAUGUAUGGCUGUGUUGCUAUAUAGGCCUACCCAUACUUAUUUUUAUUUUUAUUUAACCUUUAUGUUACCAGGAACAUUCCCAUUGAGAUCUCUUUUGCAAAGGAGUCCUGACCGAGACAAAAUCACAAAUAAAAAUAAGCAACCGACCUACAUCCUGUUUAUAUAAUCUCCCAUGCUCAUAAGAUAAUCGAAUUUAAGGAAGACUCUGUAGCGGAAACCAAGAUGAGGGAGCAAAAACUUAAAGGAUGACGUACAUAAGUUAUCUGCGUGACAGAAGGUUGCAGCUGCUGAUAGUUUUGGAAGUAGAGAACAUCAGUAAGGAGGCAGGUCAUGUAUUAUGUCCUUACAGUCUUUGAAAAAUGUACCAGUGUUCAAUUUUACAUGUGUACAAAGAACAAACCAACUGCAAUAACUACUUUAAGUCGUGGAAAUGGGGUAAAAUAUUAUGGAAAAGUUUUAAAAAUUCAUAAAUGUGGUAAAAAUGUGUGUAAAGCCUGUGUUGUUUUUACGGUAGAGUGUCAAACUGUUUCCUGUCCGAGUGGAGUCACUUCUGGAGAUACAACAUGCUCACACUCAGCUUUAGAGGUGCUGGUAGGCUGAUUUUGUUCCCAUUAGACCGAGCCAGGCCACCUGUUUCUCCCUGCUCCAGUAUUUGUGCUAAGCUAAGCUAACCGUCUGUCUGUUGCUUCAUAUUUACCGCGCACACAUGAUAGAAAGUGGUAUCAAUCUUCUCAUCUGACUCAACAAAAAAGCAUAUUUCCUAAAAUGUCCUUUGGGAUAUUUCAGCACCUGGGGACUCCAGUGGUCACUGUAGUUUUGAUUUCAUAUUUGGAUGACAAUCAUGGAUUAUUUUUUAUGAUAUAUUACAUAAUGUCUUUGUUAUUGUGAGAAAAACCACGUUCACGUCUCACACGGUGGUUUUAUUGGAUAUUAUAGAACCAGAUGUUUCUACGUUUGAACACAUAGAAGGUUAUUUGAAACUCGAACCAGCCCAGUUUUAUACUGUAGAUCUUCUGUUUAACUGUCCACAGCUGCACUGUGCAGAUGAAGUCAAGUUCUCCUCUUCUUUCAACCGAUGAUACUGCCAUUCAUUUUUAUAUUUUCCUGCCAAUCACACCUGUCCACUUCCUGCUUCUCUCCGCUGUCUUGUCUGUGUUUGUGUGGCUAAUCGUUGUAUGUGGAGGAGUUCCUCGCCUGUGGAUCUCAACUAUGAGUUUUUUAAAGUUUUGUUCGACUGCCAGGAUUUCUUAGUUAGUGCUCAGACAGAAUGCGUAGUCAGUUGAGUGACCCGAAUCAUGACUCUUUUAGGUGAGUGUGGGCCAAAGGACUGCAACUGAAGACAGCAGUGACAGAGUGUUUUCAUUAGGACUCUGUGGACCCGACAGUAGAGCUCAUCCUGUGAGUCCUCGGUUGGUGUGAAGGCGAAGCGUGUUCCUUCCAGGUGAAGAUUGUGAACACACUUAUUAGAGCACAGCAGCCCAUUGAGGAAAAAUUGAGCAAAAACGGACGUGGCUAAAAGGGAAAAAAAAAACAAAGGUGAAGACAAUGACUGGAUCACAAUCACAAUUUUACAAUAUGUCUGUAUGUGUGUGCGUGUGUGUGUGUGUGUAUUUGUGUGUUUGCUUGUGUGAGUUUUAGUUCUUUUUCAAAAAUUUAAGUUUUUAAAUACCGCUGGACAUGUACCUGCCAGAGAGAUUACUAUUAUUGGGAAAAAAAGAUAAAAAAAAGAAAAAAAAAAAAAGAAAGCCUUGUUACAAUAUGGGAGAGAACUGCCAACAAGUACUGCUGAUUGGGGCCUAUUUUAUUCAGUGCUGGUGUGUUGUUGUGCUUGUACAUAUAUGUCUUUUCAAUCAUCCCUUUUUUCCUCUUGGGGGUGGGGUAUCAAGGCUCGGGGUGGGUCUUAUUCACGAAAGACAGGAGCGAAAAAGAAUAGAGUAUUUUGUUAUUGUCCAAUCAGAGGGUGACAGUAUGUAUAUAUCUAUAUUGUAUAUAUGUGAUGAAAAUGCGUUGGCUUUUUGUGUGACACUACCUUUUACCUGUACUAUGGUUCUACAUUCAGUGUUUCAGUGUUGAUAAUAUAUAUUUGGUUUGUGUUUUAUUUUUCUGUUUUGUUUGAUUUCGUCUUUGUCAUUUCUUGUAUUUUUUUUUCUCCUAUUUGUCCUCUCUUUUUUUGUUUAUUGCACGGUUUAUUACUUUUGUUGUCCAAUGAGGUGACACAGCUACUCUUUGUAUUCGUUUAGUGCUGUAAAAUAACUCAAGUGUUAUUAGAACUGUCGAUACCGCCCACCCCACCCCCUUCCCCAAUAUGCAUGAAUGGCACUUAAAGAAAUAAAAUAUGGUAACUUCA
Messenger RNA from Epinephelus moara (kelp grouper), 10484 nucleotides. RefSeq names its product forkhead box J3 (gene foxj3). Lineage: Eukaryota; Metazoa; Chordata; Actinopteri; Perciformes; Serranidae. Gene Ontology annotation, molecular function: DNA-binding transcription factor activity, RNA polymerase II-specific; RNA polymerase II cis-regulatory region sequence-specific DNA binding. The record is from RefSeq and is a predicted model, not a curated record. Gene Ontology annotation, cellular component: nucleus. Bases 443 to 2338 code for a protein of 631 amino acids. Gene Ontology annotation, biological process: regulation of transcription by RNA polymerase II. The transcript has 12 exons.